AUGUCGCACUUCCCGGCCCCCGCGGCGCCCCGGCGCACGCCCUGCAACAUCAUCACGGGCCCGCUGGGCGCGGGCAAGUCGAGCGCCAUCGUCAACCUCCUGGCCAACCACAGCGACGGCAACUGGGCCGUGCUCGUCAACGAGAUCGGCGACGUGGGCAUCGACGGCGCCAUCGCCAAGUCGUCCGGCGCCGACGGGUCGGCCAUGGUCGCGGAGAUCGCCGGCGGCUGCAUCUGCUGCGCGAACGGCGUCGCCGCCACGGUCACGAUCACGCGGCUCCUGCGGCGGAAGCCGAGCCGCCUGCUCAUCGAGCCGAGCGGCCUGGGCCAC
This is a messenger RNA of Aureococcus anophagefferens, 330 nucleotides long. RefSeq lists its product as hypothetical. The transcript has a single exon. The annotation marks the transcript as partial. Gene Ontology annotation, cellular component: cytoplasm. Lineage: Eukaryota; Pelagophyceae; Pelagomonadales; Pelagomonadaceae. The record is from RefSeq and is a predicted model, not a curated record.